AUGGCAGACCAGACUACCCUCUCGUCUCUCGAGGAGACGACGACCCAGGACGUCACCACCACCACGACCCCUCCCAUGAAUGAUCUUUCUUUUGCGAAAAAGAGCACCACAGAGCCCGCAGGACUGGAUGACAUUAGUCAUGUCCUGAAUAGACUCAAUCUGGAUUUGGAUGAAUCGCCAGACAGACUCGACCACCUGGACCACCUGGACCAUCUCGAUGCGCGCCACGCUAACUCGUCCAUCUUCUCUGCCCAAUUCUCUCCGCUGGCACAGCAGGUCAAGACCCAUAUCCCUUCAACGCCGCCGGAUCCGAGCUCCAAACUCUCCUCCAGCUCGUCAACCUCCACUCUGCUGCUGCCGAAUCAGCAGUCCUUCUCUGCCACUCAGCCUCGGACGCCAACCUGGUCCAACUCCUCCAAGUUGGCCUCAUUCCAGUCUCACGUGUUACCCGACCUCGCGUCCACACCCAACACCCAGCACUCCCAAUUCGGCCACCAGUUCCUGUCCAUGACCCCCCAGAUGCCGUCCCCGAUUUCCGGGUUCGCGGGCCCCCACGGCACCCCGUUCUCCAACCCGGGCUCGGGACUCAACUUCCAGUCCUCUUCUGUGGGCCAGUUCGUUCUCCCUGAGAACACCCCUGCACCACUAGGAAAGGACAAGGACGAGCUGUUUGACCCGCUCUCGCGGGCCUCUUCCACGUCAUCGUUCGGUCCGCCUAUCGGCAGUCAGAUGGGCCCCCAAAUGGGCGACCAAAGCCGUCGGCUCACCUACCCGCUCGCCUCUCCGUCCCAGGACACCUCCAUUUCUGCUCUGCAUCCGGCACUCACCAACGAGAUGUUGGCCGGCACCGUUGCCGGAGGCUCUAUUGGCAUGGGAGUGAGCACCUCCUCUAACGGGUCGUCGUUUCCGGGCUCAAACCUCGUUUCUGGGUACAACCAACAGAUGUCUGUUCCGAUGAACAGCAGAAAUUCAUACAAGUCCAAUUACAACGGUUACUCCAAGCCGGCACAAAGCGACAGUCCCCGUCCUCAAUUGUCGAUGUCUGCCACUGCAAAUGUCCAUAGAAAGCACUCGUCGAACAAGCGUCGGGGCGAGGACGCUUCGAGGUUUUUGAAUGCCUCUUUGGACGAUUUUGUCAACGACAUUUAUUUCCUGUGCAAAGAUCAACACGGAUGUCGGUUCCUUCAACGGCAACUGGAGAUUGGCGGCUCGGAAGCGGCCACCAAGAUCUUCAACGAGAUCCAACUGAAUGUCAUUGAGCUGAUGGUGGACCCGUUCGGCAACUAUUUGAUCCAAAAGUUGUUGGAGAAAGUCAACGACGAGCAGCGCACCACGCUUUUCAAAAAUGCGUCGGCGCAGUUCGUCCGGAUUGCGUUGGAUGCACACGGCACAAGGGCCCUACAAAAGCUGGUGGAGUGUACCAAGACACAGGUGGAAUGCGACGUGAUUGUGCAAGCUCUUUCUUCUUACGUGGUGCUGUUGAGUAGAGACCUGAACGGCAACCAUGUUGUACAGAAAUGUCUACAGAAACUGCCUCCCGCCUCGUGCGACUUCAUCUUUGAUGCUGCGUGCGACAACUGCGUCAAGAUCGCCAAACAUAGACACGGAUGCUGUGUUCUGCAACGGUGUUUUGACCACGGAACGUCGGAACAAUGUGAGAGGCUCGCGUUGCAGGUGGGCCGUCAUUGUGUCGAGCUCAGCACGGAUCCAUACGGGAACUACGUGGUGCAGUACGUGUUGAGCAUGGAGGAGAACCGGCUGCGGGUUGCAAACGAUAUGUUUUCCGGCUCCAAGCUGCCCAACACUGUUCCGGCCAUCGAACUGGUGGUCAACUCGCUCACAUCGAACCUGAUCAAAUUGUCGACGCACAAGUUCGGGUCCAACGUGAUCGAGAAGAGUCUGCGGAUCCCGACGCUGGCGCCGCUGCUGAUUUCCCAGCUGCUCAAGGAAACGUCAAACCUCAAACUCCUGCUACACGACGCUUACGGAAACUACGUGCUUCAGACAGCUUUGGACGUUGCUGACGACACCAGUUUCAAAGACCUCAGCGAGCUGCUCAAGCCGUACCUGGGGGACGUGAGAAACACCCCGCACGGGCGCCGGAUCUUGUCCAAGCUGGCCUCUCGCGGCGGCUCGUCCUUGAACGGUGCUUCGUUCGACAGGAACAGCUACUCAUUGUGA
Ogataea philodendri is the source of this 2181-nucleotide messenger RNA. RefSeq lists its product as uncharacterized. Gene Ontology annotation, biological process: post-transcriptional regulation of gene expression. NCBI's taxonomy places the organism in Eukaryota, Fungi, Ascomycota, Pichiomycetes, Pichiales, Pichiaceae. Gene Ontology annotation, cellular component: cytoplasm. The coding region runs from base 1 to 2181 and encodes 726 amino acids. The transcript has a single exon. Gene Ontology annotation, molecular function: mRNA binding. The record is from RefSeq and is a predicted model, not a curated record.